CCCCCCCCCGGUCCAUUUGACAGAUGAGGCGGCGGUGCAGAGAGGGGAGGGAGCUCAUCCCAGCGUGGAGGGGGCAUCCUUGGCAGGGCAGUUGUAGUGCCCAGGGGAGAGACUGGGGCUGGAUAUCAAGAGAGACAUAGGCGUUGUCUGCACAGAGACAUUGAAGCCAAGGAAGCUGGUGAGCUCACCAGGUGGGGGCAUGGAGCUUCCAGAGACAUUGCGUUUUAGGGUGCCUGUGGUAGAUGUGCAGGUGGACAACUUCAAGGACAUGUGGCCUUCCAUCCUACUGGCAAUCAAGACAGCCAGCUUUGUAGCUGUGGAUACGGAGCUGAGCGGUCUUGGGGAGAGGAGGAAUUUGCUGAAUCAUUGCAUCGAAGAGCGAUAUAAAGCCAUAUCCCGCGCAGCCCGAUCACGUUCUGUCCUUUCCCUGGGCCUGGCUUGCUUUAAGAAGCAGAGGAACAAGGGAGAGCACAAUUACCUCGUGCAAGUGUUUAACCUCACUCUGCUGUGCAUGCAAGAGUACGUCAUUGAGCCGCAGUCGGUGCAGUUCCUGGUGCGGCACGGCUUUGACUUCAACCGCCAGUACACGCAGGGCAUUCCUUACCACAAAGGCGAUGACAAGGGCGACGAAAGCCGCAGCCAAGGGGUCCGGAUGCUGUUCCUGGAGCUGAUCCGCGCCCGCCGGCCGCUGGUGCUACACAACGGACUGAUUGACCUGGCCUUCCUCUAUCAGAGCUUUUACGCUCACCUGCCAGACAAGCUGGUCACUUUCACCGCUGACCUCUUUGAGAUGUUCCCAGCUGGGAUCUAUGAUACCAAGUAUGCUUCAGAGUUCCACGCCCGCUUUGUGGCCUCCUACUUGGAGUACGCCUACAGGAAGUGUGAACGGGAGAAUGGGAAGCAGCGAGCCGCCGGAGCCCCCCACUUGGUCUUGGAGUUCUGCAGCUAUCCAUCCAGCAUGGACGCCCACAUUGACUACCGCUGCUGCCCCGUAUCCGAGUCCCACACCCAACUGAGCCCCAACCUCUCCACCUCUAACAUCUGUGAUACUUUCUCUGCCUAUGGCUGGUGUCCCCUGGGGCUACAGUGCCCUCAGUCCCAUGAUGUUGACCUCAUCAUCAGCACAGAUGAGGCCAUGGAGGACAAAAGGAAGCGGCGAGGAGGCCGGCGGAGGAAGCGGUGGAAGGGACUGCCAGGCCAGCCUGGGCCUGUGCCUGGGGAGGGGCCAACCCCCCAAAAACAGACCUGCAGGAAAGGCCAUGGGGCUGAAGUAGAAGAUGGAGCCAACCCUUUAGAGAGCGAGACUGAGGAUGUGUCUUUGUCUGGCCCGGAGCCAUGCUCCAGUGAGGACUUGGAACCAGAACCAGAGCCAGAGCUGGAGCUGGCCCUAGAGCCUGGGGAAAGAGCCGGGCAGAGCUCUGGGUCUCGAGGGGCCAGUGUGGGAGGGGGGUUACAUCGUGCUGGCUUUGAUGCAUUCAUGACAGGUUAUGUCAUGGCCUAUAUGGGGGUGAGUGGGGAUUCGCAGGCCUGCAAUGAGCCUUGGUUGCCAGAGUGCCACAAUAAGGUGUAUCUGAGUGGCAAGUCUGUGCCCCUGCCCAUAGCCAAGAGCCACUUCUCCAGGACCUCCAAAGCCCACAGUGAGAAGAUGAAGCUGGCCUGGGGCAGCAGCUAAGCCAGUCUCCUUCCUGCCCAGCCCCCAGGCCUUCAAGGAGGAGGCUGGGCCCCUGGGCUUCCUCUUCUCUAACUGGCCCUUGCACCCUCCCCACAUACACGUGGAAGAGGGUUGUGGUUAGGGCCUGGGUCGGGACAGUUAAAGACUGAGGUGACAGAGGUUUGUGGCCCAUUCUGGCCAACUUGAGAGAGGAGAGCAGGACUCCUGCGGACAGCACCCCCUUCCCAGGGGCCCAAGAAAGCCAAGUCUGACCAGCUACCUGCAACUCUUUUUAAUUUUUAAAUCUGAAAGCAACUUGGUAAAGUUUUACAAAAAAAGAAAAGAAAAAAAAUUAUGAAACAAUUUAACCGGCUUCAUCUUUGGUUCUGCUCGUGGCUCCGCCAGAACAGCCCUUCCCUCCCGGCCUACCCGUCCCCCCAAAACAAACUCAUUUGCUUGACACGUCCCUAAACAUACACAUUAGAAACGUGGUUUGCAAAGCCGGUUUGGGCAGUGUUAACACAUGGGGCUAGGGGCCCAGGAAGUGCCCAGAGCCCAUGCUGCUGGUCACAAGGUGAGCUAUUUACAGAUGGCCAAGUUUUAAGACUCCUUCAUAAAUAUGAAAAUAGACAUGUCAUCUGGACAGUUCUAAAUGUUCUAAAUUCAUGAAACCCAAGGUUAGGCAGCCCUGCCAGGUCCUGCCUGCCCUUCCCCCCAACCCCCCUUGCAUAGAAUCCACCCUAGGGACAGCAGGACUGGAGCAGUAAGUGCAAAAGAGAUUUGAAAUUCAAGUGUCAUAUACUGGCAAGAAGUGUCCACGUCCUUGGGUGGGAGACUCGGCCCUCUCCCCUGCUGCUAGUUUGUCCAUAUGUGCAUCAAA
Messenger RNA from Phascolarctos cinereus (koala), 2531 nucleotides. NCBI's taxonomy places the organism in Eukaryota, Metazoa, Chordata, Mammalia, Diprotodontia, Phascolarctidae. The record is from RefSeq and is a predicted model, not a curated record.